AUGACGCCUCCCCUCGACUCCAUAGAGCCCAUUAGGGUGCUAAUCGGUUUUCGUGUGGAAUGCCACGACUCCGACCCUAGAUAUGCCAGCAAACAGCAGAUACAUCUGGAAACGAAUGGCCGCAGUAGCUUAACCACUGAAUGCAACAUACCUGACAACAAACAUCACUUCAUCGAAGCCGCCGCAAACCAUCUGUCCCGGAAACAAGUCCCGAGCCCCUUCACCUCGCUUUUUCGAUCCUGGGAGAGUGCCAUCCAACAACGAGACUAUUUGAUCAAAAAGGGAGCUUACGACGUCCUGAUUAUAGCAAUCUGGUUGAAAGACCGAGUAGUUUAUGAUGCAGAAAAUAUUACAGUGUCCCUGGGCUAUGUGGACUGCCCAGCCACACCCGACGAGGAAACAAGACAGCUGUAUUUCCAUAAUGACGAGAUCUUUAUUACGGAUGGCAUCUCAGCAUCCGAAAAUAGGAUAUUUGCAACUUUUGGAGGAAAGAAGAGCGAAGAUGAGCCGGUACUGAUAUCAGAACUUACCAUUGAGAAGCAAAUGCUAUUGUCUGAGUUGAUGUCUGCAGAAGUUGAGCUGGAAGACGUUAUCGGAAAAGGUGAAAUUACUAAAACGCUGGCGUCCGAGCUAUUUCACCGCACCGGAGUUCUGGCUUACGGGCAGUAUUACCUUCUUGUUCGGGCAAUCUGUGGACGUCCUCCUAGAGACCGGGAUAACAGAAGAUGA
Molecule: messenger RNA, 729 nt
Organism: Fusarium fujikuroi IMI 58289
Lineage: Eukaryota; Fungi; Ascomycota; Sordariomycetes; Hypocreales; Nectriaceae
Exons: 1
Coding region: 1-729 (242 amino acids)
Source: RefSeq, a predicted model, not a curated record